AGGAAAAAAGGAAAAAAAAAAAAAAACUCUAUUCUCUUCCAAAUAUUCCUUUGAACAGUAACCUCCUUUAGUUUUCUCGAAUCCCAGCCAUUAUAUCCCCUGCGAACCUCCUUUUCAUUCUCCGCUAGAAGGAUAAAGAGAAAAGAGACCAUCUCUCUCUUUCUCUUUUAUAUCUACCUAUCUCUCUGAAGAAAUGUCUCUGAUCCCUCUGCAAUCUUGAAUACACAACUUCCCCUUUUUUACUAACUUUCUUUUUAAACCAUCAUCCCCAGAAAACCUCUGUUACUUUCUCCUUUCUUGCAUUUUUUUAAUCUGACUAGUACUCCCUGCUCUCUGCAAUUCCCUUCAUCUCUGUUUAUAUAUAUAUAUAAAAUUUUCCCUUUCUCUGAUCCCCUAUAUCUAUUAACCCUAGACUGAUUCUACUAAUCAAGAAAAGCCUAUUGUUUCUCCUUUAUUUUACUUUACUUUACUUUACCUUCUUCGUCUAUCUCUUUCUCUCUCUCAACACCCAUGCAAAUCAUAAGCCACUCAUGAUAUAAUCAUGUUAUCGGUCACAACUCCGUUGCUUUUCAGCUAUCAAAGCUCCAUCGAUAUAGCUCUCUCUUCAAAGUUGUAGACUUUUAAAGUUCUUGCCUUUUUAUUAAUUCUACUUUCCUUAUUUGUCUCUCAUUUUUAAUCCCUUUUACUUUUUGCUCAUUCUUUCUCUAUCUCUUUCUAAUUACUAGUUUGACUAAAUUAAAUAAUUAAUUAGAUCUCUGUCAUCCUCCUCAUGUUUUCAAGCUCAACUCCGAUAAUGAGAAGUGCAUCAACUUUGCCUGAUCUCUCCUUGCAGAUUAGCCCACCAUCAGCUUCUGAUUGUGAAGCUAAAAAAAUGGCAUAUGAGGGAGUAUUAUCAAGGAAAGCUCUUUACAGUGAUAGGAGCUCAACUACAGAUUCCGGCAGCAGUGGAAGCGAUUUGAGCCAUGAAAAUGGCUUCUUUAGUCAAGAAAGGAGUUAUAAUCUUGGCCCUAGUGAACCCACUUUGAGCUUAGGUUUUGAAAUGACUGAUUUGAGUCAUAAAACACUGCCACUACCAAGAAAUCUUAAUAAUCACAUUCAUAACCAUCAUCAUCAUCACCAACCUCAAAUCUAUGGCCGCGAGUUCAAGAGAAAUGGAAGAAUGAUUAGUGGAGUGAAAAGAAGCAUUAGAGCUCCUAGAAUGAGAUGGACCACAACUCUACAUGCUCAUUUUGUUCAUGCGGUCCAGCUUCUUGGUGGCCAUGAAAGAGCAACGCCAAAAUCAGUGUUAGAGUUGAUGAAUGUGAAGGAUCUAACCCUAGCUCACGUGAAGAGUCACUUGCAGAUGUAUAGAACAGUGAAGAGCACUGACAAAGGAUCAGGUCAAGGCCAGACAAAUACGGGUUUGAAGCAAAGAGCAGGGAUUGCUGAUGUGGAUGCUCUAAAAGCUGAAGCCAACCCUUCUUCUCUCAACCCACCACUCCCACCACCAACAUCACCACUAGCAACCAUACAGAAAACCCAAAUAAGAGGUUCUUGGUCAUCAUCAAUGGAGACAAAGGACAAAAAUAGAUCAAACACUGAGGCAUUGGCAUAUAAUUCUCAUUUCAAUACACAUGAGACCAAGGAAGACGGAUCCAUGGAAGCCCUCCAAGUGUCUGAUAGGGUGAAAGAAACAUUGGAGCGUAGCUCCUUGUCAUCUUCAGAUAUGUUGGUUAACCUAGAGUUCACUCUUGGAAGGCCAAGUUGGAAAAUGGACUAUGCUGAGUCAUCAAAUGAGUUGACCCUUCUCAAGUGUUAAAACACUAACAAACACAUUAAUUAAUUUUGUCAUUUUUAUUAUAUAUAUUUUGGUAUGUGAACGUGCAUGGACCAAAAUAUCUACUAAUAUUUUUCAUGCAUGUUAUUGGAAUUUUGUCUCAGCUGUGAAAAAAGGUGAAAAUUGAAAAUUGGUAACAUUAGUAAUUAUAGAGUAUAUGAUAAGACACGUUCACAACUGAGAAAAAUUAUGAAAAUUGCUAGUAA
Messenger RNA from Jatropha curcas, 2022 nucleotides. It is a transcript of the gene ATS, whose product is annotated as Homeodomain-like superfamily protein. Gene Ontology annotation, molecular function: transcription cis-regulatory region binding. Gene Ontology annotation, cellular component: nucleus. NCBI's taxonomy places the organism in Eukaryota, Viridiplantae, Streptophyta, Magnoliopsida, Malpighiales, Euphorbiaceae. Gene Ontology annotation, biological process: regulation of DNA-templated transcription; abaxial cell fate specification. The record is from RefSeq and is a predicted model, not a curated record.